UCCAUCCGUCCGUCUGUCCAUCCCCCGCAAGAAGCCGGUACCAUGCCCCCGCGGCCGGAGCCGCCUCCGCCGCCGCUUCGCCCCGGGCCCCGCGGAACCGGAGCGGGCGGUGGGGCAGGGCGGCCCCGGGCGUAGGGGAGCGGGGGGGGGGGGGGGGGGGAGGCGGGCGGCGGGGGAUGCUGCUGGCGGGGCCGCACCUGCGCUCCCCGGGCUGCGGCAGCCGGUGGGCUCCGGGGCCGGUCCCCCCACCCCGGCCCUUCUCCAUCCCUCCCCGUGCAACGGAGCAGCUCGGCAAAAGCCGGGGGGGGGUGGGGGGGUGGGGGAAACAACCGGGAGGAAGCAGUGGGGAUCCCCCCCCACCCCCCCACCCCCACCAAAGCGGUUGCCCUCGAAGGAGGAGCGGGGAGGCAUCGCGACAUCUUUUUUUUUCGCUCCGCGUCGCUUCGGUUUGCAACCUGGCAGUGCGCAAGGGCUGGGGAGAGCGAGCUGGCAGGGAGCUGGGGAGGCAGGCUCGCUCGGCUCCCGGCCUCCCCACGCCACGCCACGCCAGCGGUUAUUUAUAAUUAGCCCCCCUUUUCCCUCCUUCGGCCGCUCCCCGGCACGCCGCGGGAUUCGGGGUUACGGCUGCGGGAGAAGGGGAAAGGCCUCGCGGCUCGGCGGCCGGCGAUGCUGCGGGCGAUGCCCCGGUGAGCAUCGGGGCGCGGGGGGACCGCGGCGUUCCUGCGGGCUCGGCGUAGGGGAGAGCACCACGAUGCCCAGAAACAGGGCUUUUUCGGAGCCCGAGUGCUCGGCCGAGUACUCCGCCGACUACUCGGUGAGCCUGCCGUCGGACCCCGAGCACGGCGUGGGUCGGACCCACGAGGUGACGGUGCGCAGCUCGGGACCCUGCCUCUGCCUACCCCGCUUCAUGCGCCUCACCUUCGCUCCCGAAUCCUUGGAGAACCUCUACCAGACUUAUUUCCGUCGCCAACGCCACGAGACCCUCCUGGUGCUGGUGGUCUUCGCCGCUCUCUUCGACUGCUACGUCCUCGUCAUGUGCGCCGUGGUUUACGCCGCCGACAAGCUGGCCCCGGCGCUGGCGGCAGCGACCGGGCUGGUCGCCCACGUCUUGCUCUUCAUCCUUUGCAAGUACAAGCUGCUCCCUGAGCGGGUGGCCCGCAGGUUCCUGCCCUACGUCCUCUGGGUCCUCAUCUUGGCCCAGAUCUUCUGCUACCUGGGUCUCAACUUCUCCCGCUCGCCCGAAGCCAGCGACACGGUGGGCUGGCAGGCGUUCUUCGUCUUCUCCUUCUUCAUCACGCUGCCGCUGCGCUUGGCGCCCAUCGUGCUCAUCACCGCCGUCUCCUGCGGCGUUCACACGCUGGUGCUCGGUGUCACCGUCGCCCAGCAGCGGCAGGACACCCUGGACGAGGGCGCGCUGCUGAGACAGAUCCUGUCCAACGUUGCCAUCUACCUUUGCGCCAUCACGGUGGGCACCAUGUCCUACUACAUGGCCGACCGCAAGCACCGCAAAGCCUUCCUCGAAGCGCGCCAGUCCCUCGAGGUCAAGCUCAACCUGGAGGAGCAGAGCCAGCAGCAGGAGCGACUCAUGCUCUCCAUCCUGCCCAAGCAUGUGGCCGAUGAGAUGCUGAAGGACAUGAAGAAGGACCCCAGCCAGAAGGAGAUGCAGCAGUUCAACACCAUGUACAUGUAUCGCCAUGAGAACGUCAGCAUCCUCUUCGCAGACAUCGUGGGCUUCACCCAGCUCUCCUCGUCCUGCAGCGCCCAGGAGCUGGUGAAGCUCCUCAACGAGCUCUUCGCCCGCUUCGACAAGCUGGCAGCUAAAUACCACCAGCUGCGCAUCAAGAUCCUGGGCGACUGCUACUACUGCAUCUGCGGGCUGCCCGAGUACCGGGAGGACCACGCCGUCUGCUCCAUCCUGAUGGGGCUGGCCAUGGUGGAGGCCAUUUCCUACGUGCGGGAGAAGACCAAGACGGCGGUGGACAUGCGGGUGGGGGUGCACAGCGGGACGGUGCUGGGGGGCGUGCUGGGCCAGAAGCGUUGGCAGUACGACGUGUGGUCCACGGACGUCACCGUGGCCAACAAGAUGGAGGCGGGGGGAAUCCCCGGGCGGGUGCACAUCUCGCAGAGCACCAUGGAUUGCCUGAAGGGCGAGUUCGAGGUGGAGCCGGGCGAAGGCGGCUCGCGCUGCGAGUACCUGAAGGAGAAGGGCAUCGUCACCUACCUCGUCGCGGUCCCCAAGCAGCCCCUGCGCAACGGCAUCAACGGGGUGAAGCUGUCGCUGACCUCGUCCCACGGCGCCUCCCCGCCGUUGGUCAACACCAAGGAGCGCAACGGCAGCCUCAGCCUGGCCUGCGCCAGCCCCGAGGAGCCCGAGGAGCCCGACGCCAGGGUGAGGGGCACCCUGGAGAGCGGGGAGGAAGAUGGAGAGGCGGUGAACCCCUCCUUCCCCAACCCCCGGCGGCGGCUGCGCCUGCGGGACCUGGCCGAGCGGGUGAUCGACGCUUCGCAGAACGAGCAGGAGCUCAACAAGCUGCUCAACGAAGCCUUGCUGGAACGCGAGUCCGUCCAGGCGUUGAAGGGGAAGAGCACCUUCCGGCUCUCCAUGCGCUUCAUUGACCCCGAGAUGGAGACGCGCUACUCGGUGGAGAAGGAGAAGCAGAGCGGGGCCGCCUUCAGCUGCUCCUGCGUCGUCCUCUUCUUCACCGCCUUGGUGGAGGUCUUCAUCGACCCUUGGUUGGUGGCCAACUACGUGACCUUCGUGGUGGGGGAGAUCCUGCUGCUCAUCCUCACCCUUUGCUCGUUGGCUGCCAUCUUCCCCCGGGUCUUCCCCAAAAAGCUCGUGGCCUUCUCCACCUGGAUCGACAGGACCCGCUGGGCGCGCAACACCUGGGCUAUGGCUGCCAUCAUCAUCGUCACCAUGGCCGACAUCGUGGACAUGCUCAGCUGCCGGCAGGACCACGGCGGGACGGGCAACGGGACGGUGGGGCCACCGCGGGCGGGCGGCUGCGGGGAGCAGCCCAAGUACUACAGCUACAUCGCCGUGCUGGCCUUGGUGGCCACCAUCAUGCUGGUGCAGGUCAGCCACAUGGUCAAGCUGACCCUCAUGGUGCUGAUCACCGGGGCCACCGGCGCCGUCAACAUCUACGCCUGGGAGCACAUCUUCGACCAGUACGACCACCGCCGUGGCCGGCAAAGCACCAGGUCCUCGCCGGUCCCCUCCAAGUACUCCAUGACGGCGAUGAUCUUCAUCGUGAUGCUCAGCUUCUACUACUUCUCUCGCCACGUGGAGAAGCUGGCCAGGACCCUCUUCCUCUGGAAGAUUGAUGUCCAUGACCAGAAGGAACGCGUCUACGAGAUGCGGCGCUGGAACGAGGCCCUCGUCACCAACAUGCUGCCCGAGCACGUGGCCCGGCACUUCCUGGGCUCCAAGAAGCGGGACGAGGAGCUGUACAGCCAGUCCUACGACGAGAUCGGUGUCAUGUUUGCCUCCCUCCCCAACUUUGCCGACUUCUACACCGAGGAGAGCAUCAACAACGGGGGCAUCGAGUGCCUGCGGUUCCUCAACGAGAUCAUCUCCGACUUUGACGCGCUCCUGGAUGAACCCCAGUUCCGGUGCAUCACCAAAAUCAAAACCAUUGGCAGCACCUACAUGGCUGCUUCUGGAGUGACCCCCGACGCCAACGCCAACGGCUACAGCGCCAAGAAGGAGCCCCUCUCGGAUAAGGAGCGCUGGCAGCACUUGGCCGACCUGGCUGAUUUUGCCUUAGCCAUGAAGGUGACGCUGAUGAACAUCAACUACCAGUCCUUCAACAACUUCAUGCUCCGCAUAGGCAUGAACAAGGGGGCCGUGCUGGCGGGCGUCAUCGGCGCCCGCAAGCCGCACUACGACAUCUGGGGCAACACGGUGAACGUGGCCAGCAGGAUGGAGUCCACCGGCGUGAUGGGGAACAUACAGGUGGUGGAGGAGACCCACCUCAUCCUGAAGGAGUACGGCUUCCGCUUCGUGCGCCGGGGAGCCAUCUACGUCAAGGGCAAAGGGGAGCUGCUCACCUUCUUCCUCAAAGGCCGGGAGAAGCAGGGCUCCUUCGUCAACGGCUCCUCCGUCACCCUGCCCCACCAGGUCGUGGACAACUCCUGAGGGUCCCGCGCCCACCCACCACCGAGCGGGGUGGUCCCCCAGCCCCCCUGCCUCCAGGGGUGGGGGGACACAUCCAUCCCCGCCGCGAUCCGGCUCUGCAACCAAACUCCAGAACCCGACCCCCCCGCUUCACACCGCCCCUUAACCGAGCGCCCGGCGGAGAUUUUUGGGGGGGGGGGUGUGUGUUUGCUCUAUCGCACCCGCGGCCGAGCAGGAGGGAGACCCGUUCAGGACAUGCGACACUUUUUCCCCCCCCCUCCACCUCCCCGAGUGUCCCGGUGGCCGUGUCACCGGGGGGGGGACACACACACACACACACACAGUCGAGUAGCAUUCAUUCGCGUGCUCGGCGCGAGGAGAUCCAAACUCAGGGCCGGAUGGGAAGACCCCGCGUCUCUCCUGCGUGCCGGGAGCGGUAGCUACACAACCGGGAGCGUCCGGGGCUUGUUCGUACCAAGUUCAUCCUCGUUACAAACCGCUGGAGUUAGGAGAUGGGAAAGGGGGUGUGUGUGUGUGUGUGUGGGGGGGGGGAACGGAGAGCCCGGUGCUGCCUUUUGACUCGGGGAAGAAGAAAAAAAAAAAAAAGGAACCGAUAACCGUGUAUUUCAGAUAUAUAAAUCUAUAUAAGAGUACA
Molecule: messenger RNA, 4772 nt
Organism: Tyto alba (common barn owl)
Lineage: Eukaryota; Metazoa; Chordata; Aves; Strigiformes; Tytonidae
Gene: ADCY3
Product: adenylate cyclase 3
Exons: 20
Coding region: 752-4138 (1128 amino acids)
Biological process (GO): adenylate cyclase-activating G protein-coupled receptor signaling pathway; intracellular signal transduction; cAMP biosynthetic process
Cellular component (GO): plasma membrane
Molecular function (GO): adenylate cyclase activity
Source: RefSeq, a predicted model, not a curated record